Molecule: messenger RNA, 644 nt
Organism: Durusdinium trenchii
Lineage: Eukaryota; Dinophyceae; Suessiales; Symbiodiniaceae
Source: the annotation of a GenBank genome assembly
CCAGAGGCGCAUCCGAUUGCGAGCGCAAAGACAGACGUCACGGCGAUCGAAUCGCGUGGAAUCGACGUAUGGCUGAUGCUGAUGGCGCAGAGUCCAGCCAAGAAGCGAAGACUGCUGAGAGCAGCGGAAAACCCUCGGUGCUGGAGGUGUACCAGCCAGACUUUGUGAGCAUCCAGGUGGAGGGACAGGAAGUGAAGCUGGACCUAAAGGCCUGCGCCUCUCAGGCGGCCGCCUUCGCUGCGUUGAGCAGCGUGAGAUCAGCAGGUGCCGAUGAACCCAUCCUGACCCUGGAGAGCUUUCCAGGAGGUCCUGACAUGCUGAAGGACAUCGUUCGAUACAUGCAGGCCAAUGCCGCGGAGGAGCGUGCGACCCUGGCAGCGACCGGGCAGCUGGGCGUUCCGGCUGGAAUUCUGAAGGUGGAUCCAGGCGCGUUCCGCUUGGCCUACGACACCGAGAACAUCAGCAACUACUUGGAGGCGGCGGCCUUGCUACGGUGCCCACGGCUCAUGCGCGACUUUGCUCCGAGUGAUGUUCUGCGUGACACUGUAUUGGCCCCAGCAGCCAAGGAGCUCUCUUCCCGCAGCGUUUUGAGCCUUUUGGAACGCAUCAUGCAGCUGACCACGACGCUGGUCGAGUCAUCGGUG